UCUGUAAAACUGUUCAGGGAAUAUCUAUCAGCCAAAAAUUACGCCAUGGACUUUGAAAAUUUCACACAGGAUGAUAUGGACUCGAAGCUGUCAAGUUUCUAUGUGGAAAUGAGAAACAAGAAUGGUGACAUGUAUAAGAAGUCAACGCUCAUUUCUUACAGGCACGGGUUGCAACGACACCUUGAAAAGUGUAGAUCUGACAAUAUAGAUAUCACAAAUCACAACAUCUUUCGAAAAUCCUCGCAGGCAUUCAAAGGGAUGUCUAAGGAGCUAAAACGCCAGGGACUAGCCGCUGUCAACCACCACCCACCUGUAAGCGAUGGAGAUUUAAAAAAUCUCUAUCAUUACCUUCUCCAGGGCAAUUUGGAAGAUGCCCAACUAUUGCAAUAUAAGGUGUUUAUCGACCUGAUGUUGCAUUUUGGGAGGCGAAGGAGAAAGAAUCUUGCUACCCUGACACGACAAGAUUUUGCUGUAGGCCGAGACGAUGAGGGCGCUUUGUAUGUAUACAAGACCACAGACGAACUGACAAAAAAUCACCAGGAUGAUUCACAAAAAUCUUACAGAUGGAAGAAUGUAUGA
This is a messenger RNA of Pecten maximus, 579 nucleotides long. RefSeq lists its product as uncharacterized. Bases 46 to 579 code for a protein of 177 amino acids. NCBI's taxonomy places the organism in Eukaryota, Metazoa, Mollusca, Bivalvia, Pectinida, Pectinidae. The transcript has 2 exons. The record is from RefSeq and is a predicted model, not a curated record.